CAAAAUAGUACAAACCGCAAAACCAAACACCUACAGUCCACUCCAGGGGUUUCGACUCCUAACCGCGGUGUGAAGGGAAUAAUUUACUUUCAUACUAACGGUGGCUCCAUCUUGUUUUUGGCCACACCAUAUUUAUGGUCCUUCGAGCCGGAUUUGCUUUAUCCGCAAAAAUCAUCUCAAACUUAUUAUAUUUUAUUGUUCUCACGUAACAUUUCCGCAUUUUCUAACAUUCUACGCAUUAUUUUAACAAUAUUUUGCCUGGAUGACACCAUAUUUCUUUAUUAUAAAUAUUUUUCGCUCAUAAGUAAAUAUUUCGUUCAAUACAUAUUUCAAUCGCUCUUCAAUCGUGCUCCAUCCCGCAUUAUUUAUUAUUAACCGCGUUAUGAACAGUCACUGCGUACUGUCAUAAUUAAUUCUACGCUCAUUUUGCCAAACUCAACGCUCGCUUGGUCUCUAAGUACCUACCUCCGCGCCCAGCUGCACACUGCAGUUUCGUGGCUCAUUCCGCUUCUCAUUUACUUUAACCGCGUCCUUAUUAUACAUUUAUUUAAAAUGCCAAAGGCUAAAGAAGAUGCCUCAGUCAGUGAGACUGCCAGAGAUUCUCUAGCUAUGGACAUUCAAUUGGCAUUAUCAUGUCGCAAUAGAAUAUUUGCUCGCAUUCAGCGCACUUUCGACCUUAUUUCAAAGGUCAACUCCGGCGCUGAGCCACAGGAAAGUUUUAUGUCCGCAUGCGUCAACAUAGAUGCAAUUCGCAACGAGUUCAGUGCUGCACUAGACCGUUAUAAUUAUCUUGUUCUUAAACAAAACGCUAACGCCGUUAUCGACGAACAGUCAUGGACUAAUUUCGAGGAUAUGUAUUGCCGCAUUAAAUAUGUUUAUUCUAUUUUUUCUAAGUCCUCAAUCGAGCCUUCUUCGACUGGCAGUGACAUUAAAAAACAACAAGUGCGUCUGCCGCCCUUAGAAAUCAUGUCCUUUGAUGGCGACAUUCGUAACUGGCCAUUGUUCUACGCUAACUUUAAAACUACAAUCCACGAAAAUAGAUCUUUGACAAACGCCGAAAAAUUAUAUUAUCUACUGGGCAAACUGUCAGACAAAGCUCAAACCGCAUUUUCGGGUAUUAAUCCAGAUGGAAAUAAUUAUAAUCUCAUUCUUGAGUCGCUCGUUAAUAAAUACGAAGACAAGCGUUUAUUGGCUUCUACAUAUUUAAAUCAGAUGUUUAACCACAAAUCAUUUAGUUCCGCAUCUAUCGAUAAUUUCGAAUUAUUUACUGAUAAUUUUGUUUCCGCCGCAAAUGCCUUAAAAAACCUUAAAAUCGAUAAUCUCACUGAUUUCAUUCUGUUUCACAUUGCUAUACAGAAAAUAGAUUCGGAAACCGCCAGAUUAUUCGAAAUGAGUUCAAAAGACGAAAUUCCUAAUUUUAAUAGUUUAGUCAAGUUCAUCAAGGAACAGUCACGCGUUUUACAAAAUACUAAUAACUUAAAUAAUUCAACGGCGCGUGUUAAUACGUCACAACAAUCACAAAAAAGGCAAUUUAACUUAAAUAAAUCUAAUAAAUGUCCGCAACCGCAAUCAUACGCUGUUAUAAAUAAACCCGCAAAGUGUUUAUGUGACAAUUUCUUUCAUGAACAUUUGUAUAAAUGUCCCGCAUUCUCUAAUAUGUCACCGACCGCUCGGUUUAAUUACAUUAAACAAACAAACGGUUGUAUUAAUUGUUUGAGUAACAAACAUAAGACCAAUGUCUGUCAGUCUCAGUCUAGAUGUAAAACUUGUCAAAAUAAACAUCAUACUCUUUUACAUUUCACUAACCGCGAUAACGCUUCUAAUUCACCGCAAGUGCCUUGUGGCUUAUCAGCCGUCGCUAGAAACCGCUCGGGUUCGAUUCCGGCGCAGAGCGCGCCUACGCCGCCCACGCAGCGAGUAGUUGACGCCAUCGCGGCGCAGCCGUCCCUUUUACACGCGAGCGCGCUGUCUAUGCCGCCAUCGCCGUCACACGCGCAGCCUUCGUGCAUUCAUAGUAAGCCGGCCGCGGCGCCGAUGGGCGGAAACGUCACUCCGGCCGCUCCUCAAUGUAACGCAUCCAUCGCCGCGUCAAAUAAAGUAAACAAUCAUCUUACUUCUGCGUGUAAGCAGCGAUGUAUGACGAACUCAACAAUAUUAUUGUCAACUGCGACAGUAGUUGUUCGGGACUCUUUUAAUAAUGAACACCUCGUUCGCUGUUUAUUAGAUAGCGGUUCACAAAUUAAUUUUAUUACCGCAGACUGUUGUAAACGAUUAAGUUUAAGUAGUCAAUUUUCAGAUACUCUCUCUGUCAAGGGUAUCGGUGGUACGGAAAAAUCCGUUAAGGGUUCCGUAUAUUUCCAAUUCGCGUCCCGCUUUAAUUCAAACGUUAAAUAUAACGUAGAUUCGUUAAUUGUCGAUGAGAUAACCGACGAUCUUCCUACCGUUCCGGUAGAUACUUCCGCAUUGCCUUAUCUAAUGGGUUUGCCGCUCGCCGACGAAUCGUUCGGCACCCCCGGGCGCAUCGACGUGCUGAUCGGGGCUUCGCUUUUCCCGCAUCUGUUGCUACCUCGCGUGGUCAGCAGCAACUCCUCCGCGACUCCUGCAGCUGUGCAGACCGUCCUGGGCUACGUAAUUAUGGGCAGUGUGCCCACGUUGCCUGCGCGACGUAAUAAAACAUCGCUCGCUUGUUGUUCUUAUAUUCCGCGUCCGUCUGACAUAAACUCAUUAGAAUCGGCUCUAAAACAAUUCUGGCAAAUUGAUGAGGCUCCCGUCACUCGCUCGACAAGUAAAUCAUUUGACGAGUUGGAGUGCGAGCAUUUCUACGCAGCGACCACGGAACGUGAUCCUAAUACUGGCAGGUACACAGUUGCCUUACCGUUUCACUCUGACGUUUUCUCUUUGGGAAACUCAGUAGAUGUCGCGAAAAAACGCUUCUUCUCGCUUGAGAGAAAAUUAGAAUCCGCGCCUGAAUUACGAGCCGCCUAUAAUGACGUCAUUCGCGAGUAUAUUGAGAAAGGUUAUCUAUCUCUUGUAUCACCCGAUAUAUUCAACGACAGUCUUCCUGACUACGUUAUCCCGCAUCACGCAGUUGUACGUUUAGAUAAAUCUACUACUAAACUACGCUCUGUCCUAGACGCUAGCUCUAAGACAAGUUCUGGCCUUUCGCUUAAUGACAUCCUUCAUAGUGGCCCGAAUUUACAGGGUGAUUUAUUUAAAAUUCUUUUGAAUUUCCGCCUUUUUGAAGUCGCUCUGUCGGCUGAUUGUCGUCAAAUGUUUUUACAAAUUGGCGUAAGAGAAAACGAUCGUCGCUAUCAACGCAUUUUCUAUCGUUUCGACAUGAACGAUCCUUUGGUAUUAUACCAAUUUAACCGCGUUUGCUUUGGACUCAAGUCGAGCCCGUACCACGCUCUCCGCACCGUACAACAGUUGGUUGAGGACGAUGGCCAUAUUUUCCCGCUCGCUCGCGCCGUCGCUUCCGACUCGCUGUAUAUGGACGAUAUAGUUUUUAGUGAACUAUCUGACUCGCGCGCUAUACGAGUCGCUAACGAAUUAAUCCUACUUUUCAAAGGGGGUCAGUUCGAUUUGGUCAAGUGGACGAGCAAUUCCCAAUCUGUACUAAAUAACAUUCCUGCAUCCCACAGGUUGUCAGAACAACUAGAAUUCGAUAAGACCGUAGAACAGAGGGUUCUCGGCCUUCGCUGGUGUAAGUCGAACGACUCCUUUGAAUUUCUCAUCACCGCGCCCCCUGAUACGUGUUCAAAACGCGCUAUUUUGUCUGUUGUCGCCCGUCUGUGGGAUAUUAUGGGUUUUGUCGCGCCAGUGAUUCUAUACGCGAAAUUGCUUAUAAAAGAGCUGUGGCUGUUGAAGCUCGACUGGGACGAUGAGCCCCCGCUUUCUAUUAUAAAUCUUUGGCAAUCCUUUCGCUCUGCCUUACCGCUUUUAAAUGACUUUAAAAUUCCGCGCCAUUUAGGUGUGUUUGAAAAUUGUAUUCUUCGCAUAAUUGGUUUCUCGGACGCGAGCGAGCGCGCUUACGGCGCCGUCGUUUACGCUCACGUUACUUGCGGUGAUCAAGUAACUGUGCAGCUGGUCUGUGCCAAGUCUAAGGUUUCGCCAGUCAAACCCAUGACCAUUGCUCGGCUAGAGCUUUGCGGUGCAGAGCUUCUGUCGAGAUUACUUCGUCGUGUUCAUGACACAUAUGACCCGCGUUAUAAGAUUACCGGACUUUACGCAUUCACCGACUCAAAGGUGACUCUUUGUUGGAUUAAUUCAUCCCCGCACCGCUGGCAUACAUUUGUGGCCAAUCGGGUCGUCCGCAUCGUAGACAAUGUUCCCGCGGAGCAUUUUUACCACGUAGCUGGCACUGAGAAUCCCGCGGACUGUCUCUCACGUGGCUUGACGCCCGAUAAAUUCAUUGAGCAUCCAUUGUGGUUGCACGGACCUGCUUGGGCCCAGCGUGACCCAUCUGAAUGGCCUAUUUUUAAAAUAUCCGACUUGGGUUCAAAUGCCAUUCCAGAGGAAAAGGUACACGCAUACUCAGUGGUUUCCGACCCUGAAAAUUCUCUUAUUCUCGAACUUGCAGAACGCACGUCAUCGUGGACGAAGUUACUGCAUAUUAUCGUUUUCAUGUAUCGUUUUAUGAAAAAGAUACCUCGCCGCUCUAGCGCAGUCACCGCGAGCGAUUUAAUAUUCGCUGAAAAUGUCUUGUUACGUCACGUUCAGAGAAGACAUUUCUCUAAAGACUUAGAGUGUUUAAAUGAUAACAAAUAUUGUUCUCCCGCUCUUAUAAAACUCAGACCAUUUCUUGAUAAUGACCUGAUUCGCGUCGGUGGUCGAUUAGAUCACUCGGCUGAAGUUUACAGUACAAAACACCCUGUGGUGUUACCACGCCGCGACCGCGUAGUUGAUCUUCUUAUAGAUUAUUAUCACAAAAAAUAUUUGCACGCCGGUCCCGAACUUGUAAUGACAUUAUUACGUCAUAAGUAUUGGAUCUUGUCGGCCAGGCGAAUUAUCCGCUUCAGAAUUUAUAAAUGCAACGCUUGUCACAAGUGGAAACCGCGACCUCUAAAUCCGCCGUUAAUGAGCGACCUACCUAAAUACAGAGUGACCGCUGCUAGUAAAGCAUUCUUACAUACAGGCUGUGACUACGCUGGUCCUAUGCAAUAUGUGCCCAUCCGCUCAAGGGGUGCGAAGAGCCGCAAGGGCUACUUGUGUAUAUUUACAUGUAUGACUACACGCGCAAUUCACAUUGAAUUGGCUACCGAUCUUUCUACCGCUUCGUUUGUCGCCGCGCUUAAACGUUUUUUGUCUCGCCGCGGACCGGUACAAUGUUUGUACUCGGAUAAUGCUACCAACUUUCGCGGGGCUAAUUCUUACUUACGCGACUUAUACAAUUUUAUCAAUAAAGAUUACCGCCCGCAUUUUGAGGAAGAGCUCGCUGAGCAUCGCAUAAGUUGGCAAUUUAUUCCACCCGCUUCGCCCCACUUUGGUGGCUGUUGGGAGUCCAUGGUCAAAACAGUGAAAACUCAUCUUUUUAAAACUAUAGGUCAACAACUUCUUUCUUAUGAAGAGCUUGUUACUAUAAUAACUCAGAUCGAGUGUUUAUUAAACUCUAGACCCCUGACCGUUCUUAGUUCUGACCCUUCAGAACCUGAGGCUCUUACGCCUUCACAUUUUUUACACACAUUCCCGCUUUAUUCUUUGCCCGCCGCGGAGAUAGGUCCUUCCCUUGAGAACCUUAUCGAACGACACUCACUUAUGGACAAGAUGGUCCAGUCGUUUUGGAAGAGGUGGCGAAGUGAGUAUCUUCAUAGUUUACAAACGCGUCUUAAAUGGAAUAAACCCGAUGGAGACACGAUUAGGGAGGGAACAGUAGUAAUUAAUGAUAACGCGCCUCCACUAUCGUGGCCUUUAGGUAUUAUCGAGAAGUUGCAUACUUCUAAGGACGGUGUCACACGGGUUGUAUCCGUACGCACUUCUAAGGGUACUCUGAUUCGACCAGUGGUACGCUUGUGCCCAAUUCCUACGCAGUAAUUUAUAAUUUUAUUCGCCAUUCCCCUCAUUCAUUUUAUUAACCGCUAUAUUUAUUAUAAUACAUUUCUUUAAAGGUGACCCUUUAAGGCCGGGGGGGAAUGGUGCCGCCAUAAUAUAAUCUUUUCUAUUUUAAACUUUCGCGCCUAAUCUAAGGUUUUU
Messenger RNA from Ostrinia furnacalis (Asian corn borer), 6189 nucleotides. RefSeq lists its product as uncharacterized. The transcript has 2 exons. NCBI's taxonomy places the organism in Eukaryota, Metazoa, Arthropoda, Insecta, Lepidoptera, Crambidae. Gene Ontology annotation, molecular function: nucleic acid binding. Bases 553 to 6030 code for a protein of 1825 amino acids. Gene Ontology annotation, biological process: DNA integration. The record is from RefSeq and is a predicted model, not a curated record.